Molecule: messenger RNA, 3400 nt
Organism: Antechinus flavipes (yellow-footed antechinus)
Lineage: Eukaryota; Metazoa; Chordata; Mammalia; Dasyuromorphia; Dasyuridae
Gene: B3GALT9
Product: beta-1,3-galactosyltransferase 9
Exons: 2
Coding region: 1-1110 (369 amino acids)
Cellular component (GO): membrane
Molecular function (GO): hexosyltransferase activity
Source: RefSeq, a predicted model, not a curated record
AUGCAGGUGACAUUCUGUAAGCUUCGGACUCACCAAUGGUGCUUCAUUUUAUUUAAUGUCAUCUUGUUUCAUGCCCUACUCUUUGGAGCUGACUUUGUGGAAGAAUAUUUUCUGCAAUCAUUACCAUAUGUAGAUGUGCGAGUUCUUGAGAUUAAGGACAAAGCCAGAAAAUUAAAUGUGGAACCCUUAAAAUAUAACCUCUCAAAAUUUUUUAUCUUGAGCCAGAAGGAGGCAUGCAAGGGAGAAGAUAUCUUUUUACUCUCUCUUAUCUUUAGCAGUCCAGAAAAUGGGUCAAGGAGAGAUUUGAUAAGGAAAACCUGGGCUAAUGUGACCACUAUACGAGGAUAUCCUAUACUCACAUUAUUUGCCUUAGGAAUGCCAGAUCUAGGAACCUCUCAGCAAGACAUCAAUAUGGAGUCUAAUAAAUACAGAGAUAUUAUUGAAGGGUUCUUCCUGGACAGUUCUGGGAACCAAACAUUAAAGACCAUCAUGAUGAUGCAGUGGGCUGUAACUUUCUGCCCAAAUGCUAUGUUCAUCCUCAAGGUCAAUGAAGAGAUGUUUGUCAAUCUCCCUAGCCUGGUAGACUAUCUUCUUAACUUAAAAAACCACCUUGAAGAGAUCUACGUGGGAAGGGUUAUCCAUCAGGAUAUGCCCAACAGAGAUCCUCGAAGCCAGAAUUUUGUUCCAGUUAGUGAGUAUCCAGAAAAGUACUACCCUGAUUACUGCAGUGGAGAGGCCUUUAUAGUAUCCCAAGAUGUAGCCCGUAUGAUGUACGUGGUUUUCAAGGAAACACCUUUGGCAAUACCUGCUGAUGUUUUUAUAGGAAUCUGCGCCAAGUAUGCUGGCCUCAUACCCAUCCACAGCUCACGGUUUUCUGGAGAGAAGCACAUUAGGUAUAAUCGAUGCUGCUAUAAAUUCAUCUUCACAUCCUCUGAAAUGACUGGUGAAGAAAUGCCUCUUGAGUGGAGGGAAGUAAAUGAUGGGAAAGAAUGCACUUUGCUUGAAACCUAUUAUGGGUUGGUCUCCUGCAAACUUCUAACUUAUCUUGAUAGUUUAAAAAACUUUAAUAUAGCACCUAUAAAAAAUGAUGCAAUGUAUUUUGCUAAUUAAGAUUUCAUUUUCCUACAGAAAAUAUAUGCUUUACAAUUUCUCUUUCUGCUAUCAUAGUAAAUAUUCCUCCUUUUGUAUUUUCCCCCAAAGGCUUAACUAUAAAAGUCUUUGCAAUUAUUAUUUUGGCAAGAGAAGCCCUUUUAUUCAUGUUCCAAAUACCAAUGAUCUAACAGUUCCUAAAGAAUUUAACUUAGUAUAGAAUUCUUUCUGCAAUCAACUUUUUUUUUUUUAAGAAGGAAUGUAUUAAAUUUAUUUCUGUGAAAAAUUGCCUCUUGUUCUUUUUAAUUAUAGUACUUCUUAAUAAUUCAAGACAAUUCAAAGACAAUCAUAAUAUUAAUGGAACUAACUUUGCAUUUUUUGGUCUCUGAUGACAAUAUCUGAAUGACUAUAUCUGACACCUGAAAAAAAUUAAAUAGAAUUAUAGAAUUAUUUUAAAAUGUUACUCAAUAUAGUGUGCAUGCGGCAAAUGAAUCUGUAAACUUAAAAAAUCAUGUUCCAUUAUCUACUCUUAAAGAAUUAAAUAUAGACUCUCUCUCUCUCUCUCUAUAUAUAUAUAUAUAAAUCUUAAAUUUUAUUUAGGUGUCCAAGUUCUUUGAAUUAGCACAUUUCCUCCUAUGCUACUAAUUUUCAGAAGUUUUUUGACUUAAGUCCCAAACAGACCCCACAAUACAAAAAGGAUGCAACUCAUUUAUUCAUUUGGUGUUGUUGCACAGUAAUGCUCUCAUAAGAUGGAUAAGAACUAACUAGGAUUAAAGAAUUAGAAAUAUAUAAAGAGCUGAAAGAAAUCUUAGAGGUUAUUAGAUAUAAAUUUCUCAUGUAUAAAGUGCCUUAAAAAUCUCAGUUAUGUAGCCUCUACUUUGUGACAGCUAGAAAGGACAUCAGAGAUCACAUUGCCACCUAAUUAAUUUCCUAUUUAAUAGAUAAAGAAAUCAAGGCCCAGAAAGGUACAGUGACUUGCCUAAGUUACACUACUAGUAAUGGAGUCUAUUCCCAAAUCUAAUUCUUUUUUAAUUCCAAAUCCUUCUAUUCCAAAUCCAAAUUUCUUCUAUUAUCACCACAAACCAGAAUUAUUUUUAAAUGGAAUUUUAAUAUGAGAUUAAAAAGGGAACAUGGGAUGGAUUUUGCAUACACUGCUGCUUCAGCAAUUUCAAAAUAUCAUUUUAGGAUCUGAAUGUCUUUUAAUUCAACAGACCUUGCUCUCAAAUUCUUGAAACCGAAUCAUAUUCUUCUCUAUGCAACUUGCUUUCCAAAUUAUCACUAUUACUUUACCAGAGGCAGCAAGGUGGCAAGUGGAUGAAUUUGGAGAGUAGUUCUUACUUUAAAUCUGGUCUCAAACACUUAACAGAUGUGUGACUUCUAGACUAGUCAUUUAAUCUCUUCUUCAGUUUCCUUAUCUAAUAAUAAUAGCACCUAUCUCCCAGGAUUUUUUUGAGGAUCAAAUAUAGUCAUGUUAUUGGUUUAGAAGUAUGUUUCUUUUCUGGUAAUAACAAUAAUAGCUAAUAUUUAAAUGUAGUUUUAAAAUUUGCAAAGCACUUUAAAAAUAUUAUUAUAUUUGACCAUUAUGUCUGCCUCUUAGAAUUCCUAACUCCCUUCCAAGCAUAGCUAUUCAAAUGGCCCCUUUCCUAUGAUACCUUUCCUGAACCUUCCAAGUGUUAAUGCUUCUCCUUAAGAAAUUACAAUGUAUUAUGUAUUUUACAUACAUACAAUGUAUAUAUUUGUAAAUACAUGCUGUUUCCUUUAAGAAAAAGUCAGCUCUUUGAAAGCAUUUUUGCCUUUGUAUAUUUCAAUGCGUAAUGCACUGCUUAAUAUUUUAUAGUUUUCUUGGAUAGAACAGUCACCAAAUUUAUUCGGAAAAACUAAUUUCAAAACAUUAAUGUAUGAAAAAGCAAGUCAUUAGUUGUACUGAUGUGUUACAGAAGUAAUAGAGAUGGAAAGAGAACCAGCUGGGCAGUCAAGAGACCUGAGUUCUAAUGACAGUGUUACUACCAACUCAUUGUAUGUCCUUGGGGGCAAGUUACUUUCCUUCUCUAGGCCUCAAUUUCCUCAUGGAUAAAACCACAAGAUCCCAAAAGUUCCUUCCAGCACAAAAAUCCUACAAUUCCAAAACCCAUCUUUACCAAACUGAUACUAAGCCCUUUGAUUUAGGCCACUGCAAGGUACUAAAGAGGUGACUGGUUAAUGAUGAUAGAGAAAUAUUAGUAGUUAUUAGCUGUAGAAAGGUCUCUUCUAAGUUUAACAUCCUGUUUGUAUUAACUCAAGCCUAGUACCUAUAGAGAAAUACUGAGUGCCA